Messenger RNA from Thamnophis sirtalis, 402 nucleotides. NCBI's taxonomy places the organism in Eukaryota, Metazoa, Chordata, Lepidosauria, Squamata, Natricidae. The record is from RefSeq and is a predicted model, not a curated record.
AUGGUGGCCGGCGCCUUCCCCAUCGCCAAGUUGCUCUACCUGGGCGUCCGGCAGCUCUCGAAGCCCCUGGCGGCGCGCAUCAAGGACGGGGCGCGCGCCAGCCCCUUCUUCCGCCAGUACAUCUGCGGGCCCCCCGCGCAGCUCUACCACUGGGUGGAGAUGCGGACCAAGAUGCGCAUCAUGGGCUUCCGGGGCGCUGCCAUCAAGCCGCUGAACGAGGAUGUGGCUGCGGAGCUGGGGGCCGAACUGCUGGGCGAAGCCAUCGUCUUCGGGGUGGGGGGCCUGUGCAUCUUCCUGGAAUACUCCCGCCAGACCAGCAACACCAAGAAGAAGGAGGAGGAGCUGAACUGCACCUUGCUCGGCCUGCAGGAGCAGGUGACCGAGCUCGGCUUGACUCUGGAG